AUGACACUUGAGGAGAGUGAGAAAAAGAUCUUGAGUAAUUUGAAGAAACGAAGAGGAGUAGUAAAGGCAGCUCUUACCAGAGUUCAAACCUUCAUCAACAAAUUUAAUCCAAGGGAUGAUGCCAUCGCAUUAUUAGAAUUUCGUCAGGAAGAGUUACCACAGAUAAAUCGGAAAUUUGACGACGUUCAGUGUGAAAUUGAGUUGAUCGACCCCGAUAAUGUUGACGAAGCGGAGAAAGAGAGAGAGGAAUUUGAGAACACUUAUUUUGCUAUACGGGCGGAGUUGCAACAGAUUAUAAGUGCAGAGAAAAGUCAAAAUACAUCUAUAAAUAAUACCUCGAGCAUCACAACUACUGGGCAUGCGCGAGGAGCACGCCUACCUCCGAUCUCCUUACCAAGCUUUGAUGGUAACAUCCAAGAAUGGGAAUCUUAUUUUGAUUGUUUCAAGGCUAUGGUACAUAAUGAUGAUAAUUGCCCAGCAGCACAAAAAUUCUCCCAUCUUAGGUCCACUCUGAGUGGUCAAGCUCUAGACAUUAUUAAGGGGCUACCUAUGACUGAAAAUAACUAUAAAGUGGCAAUCAAAAAAUUGCAACAGCGUUAUGACAACAGAAGUUUAGUUAUACAGUCACACAUCCGCGCAAUUCUAGACUGCCAUCAAGUUGAAUCAGCCUCAGGAAUGCAGCUGCAAACGCUACAUUCAAACGUUUCGGCUCACGUUGCUGCUCUUGCAGCUCUAGAGCAGCCCAUUCAACAUUGGGAUGCUUGGCUUGUGACAGUAGUUUUAAGGAAAUUAGACCAAUCCACGAAUCAAGACUGGCAGCUUCGGCGCACCAAUACAGAUCUGCCAACGUACGCUGAGUUAGAAGUUUUUUUAACAAACAGGUGCAUCGCGUUAGAAUCAACCGAAGGGUUUUCUGUAAGUUCUGAGAGAGAUAGGGACAGUCAUUCAACAAAGGAUCAGAAAAUGAAAAAAUCUUACUUGAGCAGCAAUUCAAAAAAAGGUCUUUUCAUAUCUACCGAAAAACCCAUAAAAUGUCCAUGCUGUUCUGAUGAGCAUAAAUUAUAUGCGUGCAAUAAAUUCAAGGAAUUGUCCAUAGGGGAUCGUGUGACAUUGGUAAGAGACUCGAGGUUAUGUUUUAAUUGUUUAAACCCGAAUCAUAUGGCGACUGUGUGCCGAUCUACCUAUAGUUGUCGAAUAUGCAAGCGCAACCAUAAUACGUUAUUGCACUUCGAGAAGUCAACAGACUCGGCAGAAAGAGUUGAAGGCCAAGCCCAGCAGUUUGACGAACAAAAACAACCCAACUCGUCACAAGAUUCAAAUAUUUCAGCAGCUGCUUCAUUUGUGGAUGGAUCGGAGCAAGGAUACGUGUUUUUGUCUACUGCGCUGAUCCUAGCCGGCGACAGAUUUGGAAAUCAGAAGAAGUGCAGAGCAGUUUUGGACAGUGGGUCGCAAGUGAAUUUUAUUUCUGGAAACUUAGCAAAUAAACUACAGCUGCAAUCCAAAAAGUCAUCACUACCGGUGAGUGGAAUUGGAGAAAGCCGGGUCCAGGCAUUGUCGUACGUUGAAGUUUCAAUUCAGUCAAGAUUAAGAAACUAUAGGGUAAAACUAGUGUGCUAUGUUCUACCAACAAUUGUGAGCAAGCUACCAGCAUGUCCAAAUCCACCAAGAGGCUGGCAGAUCCCAGAUGAAUUGUUAUCUGAUUUAGCAGAUCCAUAUUUUUACAAUCCUGGUACUGUAGACUUGUUAAUCGGCGGAGGAGUAUUUUUUGACAUCACUUCAACUACAACUGUACGAAGACCAUUAAAUGUAAAAAAUAUAUGUUUGAACGACAGUCAAUUUGGAUGGCUAGUCACUGGGGAGCUAGGAACGGUGUGCUUAGCAGGGAUUCGUACGGUAGGAGAAACACUAGAAGAUAAUUGGCGAGCAAUGAUUGACAGUGAGGAGUCAUACUUUGGACGCUUAUCCAAGGCAAACCAACGUUCCCAGGAAGAGGAAGAAACACUUCAACAUUUCCAUGAUACGUUUCAACGUGACCAAGAGGGCCGAUUUGUGUUACGUUUGCCAAUAAAAGAAGAACACAGAAGUUUAGGAAAUAGUCUAGCAAUGGCAACCUCAAGAUUUAUUAACAUCGAAAGAAGACUACAGCGUGAUGAUCAUUUGCGAAAAGAGUACACAAAUUUCAUGGCAGAAUAUAUAAGCAUGGGCCAUAUGCACGAAGUCAUCGCAUCACAAGAUGCUUGUUAUUUGCCACAUCACCCAGUCAUUAAAACAUCGAGCCUAACCACUAAGACUAGAGUUGUCUUUGAUGCUUCGGCUAGAACGUCGAACGGAACCUCACUCAAUGACAUACUAAAGCGCGGUCCGACCGUACAAGAAGACAUUUUUUCCAUUAUGAUAAGAUUUCGGAAACAUCAAUAUGUACUGACAGCUGACAUUGAAAAAAUGUUCCGGCAGAUAAUGAUUGCAGAGGAAGAUCGGCCUUUGCAACAAAUACUUUGGCGUGACCAUCCACAUGAAGCGCUUCGGACAUACGCUUUAGCUACUGUAACGUAUGGCACAACACCGGCUUCCUUUAUGGCAACGCAAUGCCUUGUGGUACUUGGAGAGGAGGCAAAGAAAAGGAACGCCAAGAUUGCGGAAGUCAUCUUACGUGACUUUUACAUGGACGACCUGAUGACUGGUUGUGACACUGAGGAUGAAUGUAUACAAUUACAUGAGAACAUAGUCAGCAUCCUGAACUCAGCAAAAUUACCACUACGUAAAUGGUGCUCCAAUUCGCCAUCAAUUAUCGAAAGGAUAGGCAAAAAUCAAGAUGAUGCGCUUUUUAUACUAAGUCUGGGAGACGAGGAUAUCAUAAAAUCCUUAGGGCUUUGUUGGCAGCCGUUCGUUGACCAAUUCAGAUUCAGCAUCAUGAUCCCGGCAGACAGAUCAAAUCUUACCAAAAGAAAGCUAUUAUCAGACUUGAAUAAAGUAUUUGAUCCAUUAGGAUUCUUGGGUCCGGUACUCAUUAUUGGAAAAAUAUUCCUUCAACAGUUAUGGCAAUUAAAAAUAAACUGGGAUGAACAAUUAGAAGCGGAUAUUCAAGAAAAGUGGAAAACCUACUAUGCUGGAUUGGAAUCACUAAAACAUCUUACCAUUCCUCGUAAAUGUAGCCCUCAUCAGAGUGACAAGGUCGAAGUACACGGAUUUUGUGAUGCAUCGAUCGAGGCAUAUGGGGCAUGUAUGUAUGUACGAAGUCUAGAUAAGGCUAAUAAAUGGAACUCGCGUCUUUUAUGCUCAAAAUCAAGAGUGGCUCCAUUGAAGGGAGCUACUAACCCAAGACUUGAGUUGAGUGGAGCACUUCUUUUAGCGCAACUAGCGACAAAGGUGGCAGAGUCAUGGGACAUAGGCACUGCAACCAUUUACUUGUGGACUGAUUCUACGAUAGUUUUGGGAUGGCUAAAUAGUCACUCCUCAAGGUUAAAAACAUUUGUAGCGAAUCGAGUGAAUCAAAUAUUAGAACUAACAGAAGUGGAUCAAUGGCGACAUGUACGUACCCAUGAUAAUCCUGCCGAUAUCAUAUCUCGAGGCAUAACUCCGGCAGAAUUAAUCAGAGCAGGAAUCUGGUGGAGCGGACCCGAAUGGUUGGAGGAAGAUAACUUAAGUUGGCAAAUCCAACCCACGCUAAAGAAGGAUGUAGAAGAAUUACCUGAAAUUCGCAAGAUGAAGCUGGCGUUAAUAACAACCAAUCCAGUGGUUCACAUGAUCAACCAAUAUUCUGAAUGGAACCGAAUGCUCCGAGGAAUCUCCUGGUUAAGAAGAUAUAUAAAGUACAUAAAAGGGGAGAAAGGUGCCAGAGAGCCAGAUAUCAGACCUAAGAGAGGCUAG
Molecule: messenger RNA, 3867 nt
Organism: Myzus persicae (green peach aphid)
Lineage: Eukaryota; Metazoa; Arthropoda; Insecta; Hemiptera; Aphididae
Exons: 1
Coding region: 1-3867 (1288 amino acids)
Source: RefSeq, a predicted model, not a curated record